AUGCCACUUACAAAUUUAUACUGUGAACAGAAAAAAAGAUACAGCCCGGUGAAACAUAAAGAGAAUUUUGAAGAGCAGAAAAGUACAUGUAAAUGUCAAACAGCUGUAUGUCAUUGUACAAUAUUCAGCUCUGUUUUGCCCAGCCAUAUAUAUACACUUGAAAAACUUCUUUUUUAUAUUUUGUAUCUUCACAGUGAAGAAUCUGUUUGCAUUCCAGAAUGUAAUCGAUCUGAGUCAAGUAGAGAUGAGAAAGAGGUUCCUGUUAAAGAGGAUGCCCUAACAGGCAAAAAGACUGGAAACUGUGUCAGUCUAAUAGUGCCACAGCAAGACUGUCAGCUGCAAGACCUACUCAAACACUCUAAUGGGAAAUCAGUUUCCUGGGCCCAGAAUGAGAAAAGCAGCAGAGGGGCGCACCUUUGGCAGCGGUUGUCAAUCCACAUCAACAAAAAAGAGAACCCCAAUCAAACUGCAGUGAUCAAGCCUUUUUCUAAAAGCACAGAUAGUAGCCGACAUAGUAGCAGCGCUACAUUUCCUGAGACCAGUGCCAAAACGCUUUACGACGUUUCAGAAGCAGAAGAGCAAUACCCAGCUCAGUACCGACCACAGACUCCCUCGCCUAUCAGCACCGUGAGCCACAGAACUGCCUCCGUUAGCCGAACAGAAGAUGAUGCCCCUACCUUCCAGUCCGAGCCUCCGCAGCGAAGUAGCUCCUCGCAAGGCUCCCUCAUGGAGCAGAUCAGUAGCGUGGUUACUCGUUUUACAGCCAACAUCAGCGAGCUGAACUCUAUGAUGCUUUCAACAGCCACUCCAGGGACAGUGGUGGCCACUCCUCUCUGCUCUUCAUACCUGAUCCCACGAGAAAUCCAGCUCCCCACAACAAUGACCACGUUUGCAGAAAUCCAGCCACUUCCUUCUAUUGAAGUCAAUGGCGCUUCCCAGUCAGCUAGGAAACAAUCAAAUGGCAGCGUCAAAGAAGGCACUGCAGAGACCCCAUCAGCAAAGCAAGACCUUGAGGAGCUGGUAGCUUUAACUCCUCCUUCUCCUUUUAGAGACUCCAUCGAUUCUGGAAGUGCAUCUCCCAGCUCUCCGGUUUCCGAAUCAGCUCUCUGUAUCCCAUCUUCCCCAAAGUACGACACACUCCUCAUCAGAGAUUACACUCAAAGUUCUUCUUCGCUGUGAAUGUAGUUCAAGACAACUUUGGAUCUCGACGACUACAAGCAAGUAGUGGGGGGACAGCCAAGACUUCAAGAUCUCCAGUGUUUACGCAGAUAGAGUGAGAGGCAUUGGGUCAUCUUGUGAGAAACAGAGGAAGAAGUGGAGUUGCUUGAUCAGUGGAAACAUCAGAUUAACGAUGCUGUUCUAAAGACAAAAUGACUCUUGGCAGAUUAUCGUGGCCUUAAAAAAACAUGGGCUUUUCAAAAACACUGAAUCUAUUUUUGAGGGCUUAUAAGGAGUCUGUUAAAUCAGUUACAUACCAAGUGCUUUGCUUUAGUAUUACAACGAACUGUGUGUACAAUAUGU
Molecule: messenger RNA, 1521 nt
Organism: Meleagris gallopavo (turkey)
Lineage: Eukaryota; Metazoa; Chordata; Aves; Galliformes; Phasianidae
Source: RefSeq, a predicted model, not a curated record